AAUAUGUGAUAUUAAAUUAGUUUUAACAAGUUGUUUAAUCUUUACAAUUUUAUGUCACCUAGCUGCUGAUGAAGAAGCUUUUGAAGAUAAUUCUGAAGAAUACAUUAGAAGAGAUUUGGAAGGAUCAGAUAUUGAUACCAGACGCAGAGCAGCCUGUGAUCUAGUAAGAGGAUUGUGCAAGUUUUUUGAAGGACCUGUGACGGGGAUCUUUUCUGGUUAUGUUAAUUCUAUGCUGCAAGAGUAUGCAAAAAAUCCAUCUGUCAAUUGGAAGCAUAAGGAUGCUGCUAUUUACCUUGUAACAUCUUUGGCAUCAAAAGCUCAGACACAAAAGCAUGGGAUAACCCAAGCCAAUGAACUGGUAAAUUUGACAGAAUUCUUUAUGAAUCAUAUUCUGCCAGAUUUAAAGUCUCCUAAUGUAAAUGAAUUUCCAGUGCUUAAAGCUGAUGGCAUCAAAUACAUCAUGAUUUUCAGGAACCAAGUACCUAAAGAACAGCUCUUGGUGUCUAUUCCUCUCCUGAUCAAUCACCUUCAAGCAGAAAGUAUUGUAGUUCAUACAUAUGCAGCCCAUGCUCUUGAAAGAUUAUUUACAAUGAAAGGAGCUAACAAUACCACGCUAAUUACAGCUUCAGAGAUGGUUCCAUAUGUUGAAAUGCUGCUAACAAAUCUUUUCAAAGCUCUGACACUUCCAGGAUCAUCUGAAAAUGAGUACAUUAUGAAAGCUAUCAUGAGGAGUUUUUCUCUUCUUCAGGAAGCCAUAAUUCCAUAUAUCCCUUCUCUAAUCACUCAACUCACAGAGAAACUGCUUGCUGUUAGUAAGAAUCCAAGCAAGCCUCACUUUAACCAUUAUAUGUUUGAAUCAAUCUGCUUGUCAAUACGGAUAACUUGCAGAGCAAACCCUACAGCUGUUGGAAGCUUUGAAGAUGCUCUGUUUAUGGUAUUUACUGAGAUUCUGCAGAAUGACGUGCAAGAAUUCAUUCCAUACGUAUUUCAAGUGAUGUCUCUACUGCUAGAGAUGCAUAAAAAUGAUAUCCCAUCAUCCUAUAUGGCCUUAUUUCCACAUCUGCUUCAGCCGGUCUUGUGGGAAAGGUCAGGAAACAUUCCCCCUCUGGUGAGACUUCUUCAGGCCUAUUUGGAGAGAGGUGCCAAUACAAUAGCAAGUGCUGCAGCUGACAAAAUUCCUGGACUACUAGGAGUGUUCCAGAAACUUAUUGCUUCUAAGCUUAAUGACCAUCAGGGGUUCUACCUUCUCAAUAGCAUUAUAGAACAUAUGCCCCCUGAAUCCAUUGAUCAAUACAGGAAGCAAAUUUUCAUUCUACUUUUCCAAAGACUUCAAAAUUCCAAAACAACAAAAUUUAUCAAAAGUUUCUUAGUCUUUAUCAAUUUGUACUGCGUAAAAUAUGGAGCAAUAGCACUUCAAGAAAUAUUUGACAGUAUACAACCAAAGAUGUUUGGAAUGGUUUUGGAGAAAAUCAUAAUACCAGAAAUACAGAAAGUAUCAGGGCAAGUAGAAAAGAAGAUCUGUGCAGUUGGCAUCACAAAAAUACUUACAGAAUGUCCUCCAAUGAUGGACACAGAGUACACAAAGUUAUGGACACCCCUCCUUCAGGCCCUUAUUGGUCUUUUUGAACUGCCUGAAGAUGACACCCUUCCUGAUGAGGAGCACUUCAUUGAUAUAGAAGAUACUCCAGGAUACCAGACUGCAUUUUCUCAGCUUGCCUUUGCUGGGAAAAAAGAACAUGAUCCAGUUGGCCAAAUUGUGAAUAAUCCCAAAAUCCAUCUUGCACAAUCUCUUCAUAAAUUAUCUACUGCAUGUCCAGGCAGAGUUCCCUCAAUGCUGAGUACCAGCCUGAAUGCCGAAGCUUUGCAGUUCCUUCAAGGAUACUUACAAGCUGCAAGUGUAACAUUGCUCUGACAUUUUUAUUCUGAGUGGCAGAAUUUCACAGUUAUGUCAAAGAACACUGAUAUUGACUGUCUUCUAAACAAAGCUUGGACAGGAUGAAACGAGUUGCUAUUUCAGAAAUACAUCACAGAAUUAUUGCUUGAUGCAGAGGCUGAAUGAUAUUUUGUUCAUGUGAUCAUAAGUAAAGAAAGAAGUGACUUUCCUUUUCCCAGUUUGCUUUCAAAGGGAAUAGUGGUAGAAGUUUAUCAUUUGGGAUUGAUUGGAAUUUCACAUAUGCCAUGAUUGGGUAAUAUUUUAAAAUAUAUUGAAUACUGGCUGCACACUCAUGUUGUCACAAGAUUUUUUUCCUGUUUAUUGUCAUUUGUUGUUUUUUUUGUGUCUUCUAAAAUUUAUCUGAAUUGUGAAUAAAUAAGUUCUUGUUUAAAAAGUAUUUGUCUAGUAGUGUAUGUGUUACUAUGGCACAGAGUUGUUAGUACCAUGCCAUACCCACACUUCAACAUGAUUUACCUAAUGCGGUUCACAAUGAAAGUUAACACGUUUUGAAGAGGCUUUUUCAUAGAAUUCUAGCUGCCUUUAUUAAGGAAGACCAUACUUCAGUACCUUUAUCUUUGAGAAAUGUAUUGCUGUAAAAUAUCAUUGAAAAUUAAUUCUUUACUUCAUUAAUCCAUGCAGAUGUUUCCUUUUAAGCAACUUCAUUUAGCUUUCCUGUGAUUCUUCAGCUUAAUGUUUGAAUGCUAAAUCUCAGUUUAGGUAGUAUCAAGUACCUUUGGAAGAACAUUUAUCUUUCUAAAUUAUGCCUAGAUAUGUGCAAACAUAGUGUAAAUAAGGUUUGUGGUGAGAAUGCCACAUUAACUUAAAAUGGUUGGGAUUUGAUACACUAAGAAAUAUUUUAAACUUUAAAAUAUGGAAAGCAUUGCCUAUCUCCCAUGCUGCUCAUAUAGCAAAGACUAACAAGCAUGUUACUACUUGGGUGUAAAAUGUGCUAAAAGUCUUGAGUUUCAGAAUUGUAUGCAGCUUUAGACAAUAUAUAGUGCAAUUUAAAGGUUGGACGCUAGAUCAGUGAAAAGGUUGAAGGUACAUAAUGUUGAUUUGUUUCUGUGGUUAAGCAGAUUUAGUCAAACAUGGGAUUAUCAAAGUAUUUUAGGACAAAUUCUUUUCUUUAAAUACAUUCUUCAGUGUAGAUUUGUUAGUUGUUUUCCCCGAUGUUCAGUUACUACAGUUGGAGAACAUGCAAUGAUAACCAUCCCCAGCAAAUUGAGAUUAUAUCAUAAUGACGACCUGCACACAGUGAUGUCAUGGCACAAACUCCAUCCUUACAGAGGUGCAUCCCAGCGUCUAUACAUUGGAAUGUGCAUUGUGGAGGAACAGUCUGUGGGUAAACUUGAAGAGCCCUUUCCAGUGAUGAUGCUUCUCAAGAACCAGGAUAAGGAUUGGUCUUCCUCUCCCUGCAUCGCACUGUGCAUUCUCUGAACAUACCACGCAGAUUUGCAGGACAGGCACUGAGAACUUGGAGG
Molecule: messenger RNA, 3414 nt
Organism: Python bivittatus (Burmese python)
Lineage: Eukaryota; Metazoa; Chordata; Lepidosauria; Squamata; Pythonidae
Source: RefSeq, a predicted model, not a curated record